Molecule: messenger RNA, 743 nt
Organism: Closterium sp. NIES-67
Lineage: Eukaryota; Viridiplantae; Streptophyta; Zygnematophyceae; Desmidiales; Closteriaceae
Source: the annotation of a GenBank genome assembly
GCGAAAGCUAUGAAGAUUCAAAGUUCAUGAGCUUGCGUUACAAUUGCGGCGGUUACAAAGUGAAGUUGUGGGGUGACUUUAUAUGGAGUUGGGACCUUUGGGGUUGGGAAACUUGUCACUCUACUGUAACAGCUGCAAAUUGGUUGGGAACAACCAAGCUAGGUUGGCAAGGGUGGCCAACUUGGAUGGAUUGGUUGGGAAGGGACAAAUGUCAAAGUUGGGGUUGCACCAGUCACAUGACCCCACGGGCAGAUUUGCUUGAUGAGGUAAAACCCCCUGGGAAGAUCAAGUAUGUGGCAGCAGCGUCAGGUGCUUUGCUCCCCGUGAUUGGUGUUGGAAAUGCCAAGGUUAAGGGAGCUAAUGGGGAGCUUGUGGGGCUUGGGAAUGUUCUGCUGGUUGAAGGCUUCGCAGAGCAGAUGCUGGAGAUGCAGUUCAAGUGCUCCAAGAUGGGUGAGGUGAAGUACUACUUGGGGAUGCAUGUGGAGAGAGAUGUGGAAAAGGGUGUGCUGAGGUUGCACCAGAGGAAGUACUCUAUGAAGAUUCAAAGUUCAUGAGCUUGCGUUACAAUUGCGGCGGUUACAAAGUGAAGUUGUGGGGUGACUUUAUAUGGAGUUGGGACCUUUGGGGUUGGGAAAUUGUCACUCUACUGUAACAGCUGCAAAUUGGUUGGGAACAACCAAGCUAGGUUGGCAAGGGUGGCCAACUUGGAUGGAUUGGUUGGGAAGGGACAAAUGUCAAAGUUG